Molecule: messenger RNA, 804 nt
Organism: Trametes versicolor FP-101664 SS1
Lineage: Eukaryota; Fungi; Basidiomycota; Agaricomycetes; Polyporales; Polyporaceae
Exons: 3
Coding region: 40-660 (206 amino acids)
Source: RefSeq, a predicted model, not a curated record
GCCUUGACUACCUGCUCCCAUCCCCCCACGCUCUCCAAGAUGUCUUCGCCAUCGGCAUCUGCUCCUGCGUCGACGUCGAGCGCGCCGGCGUCGGGCUUCUCGUCGCUCUUCCAGUCCGCAGGCGGGCCGCCCCUCAUCCUCGUGUGCAUCGCUGCAGGGCUCCUGUUCGGCGCCUUCGUGGGCAUGUUCCUCAUGAAGCGCCUCCGGCCGACCGUGGUCCUCCAGAGAGCAGGCGGAGCGGGGCUUGGUGGAGAGGCGAAGCUGGGCGAGAAGCCGCGGUUGUACGACAUCUACGUCGCGCCACUGGGAGAUGGCAGCGAGGAGAACCCAUGGGCCCACAUAUCCCCCUUUGCUGCCCUGUAUCUCCCGUCGUCCGACGCCGAUGUCAAGACCCCUCAGCCACCUCCGCCAUCUCCCAGCGCACUGUCCCGCGUGACUGCCCGCCUUCACUGGAGUGCACGGCCUAGCAAGGGCCAUGUUCCACCACCGCCUGCCCCUGAGCUGCGCUCCCUGCAGCUCGCGGUCACGGUUUCCAUGCCGAACCCUGCCCUCCAUGCACCGAAAGACGUGGACAUUACGGACGACUACGCUCACGACGACCCCAUGCCGGACUGCUGCAUAGGCACAGCCGUCCUGCCAUAUAGGCUGGACUCGGUAUAAUGACUCUGACGCCCCUUCAUUGGAGAUGCCCCCUAGUUCUUGCAUUGGCGCAUAACAUGCACGGACUGACCUUGAUGACCCGACCCCUCUUGUUCCUGGAUGUAUCAAUAUUGCUACCCUCCUAAUCUGCACGUUCCCGUUCCG